Molecule: messenger RNA, 1264 nt
Organism: Oppia nitens
Lineage: Eukaryota; Metazoa; Arthropoda; Arachnida; Sarcoptiformes; Oppiidae
Product: protein shifted-like
Exons: 6
Coding region: 129-1166 (345 amino acids)
Biological process (GO): anatomical structure development
Cellular component (GO): cell surface; extracellular region
Molecular function (GO): signaling receptor binding
Source: RefSeq, a predicted model, not a curated record
AAAUUACGUAAAAGUAUUGUUUGAAUGAAAUUGUGGUGAAAAGCAAACAAAAACUUAAUGAAGAUAUGAAUCAAUGAUAUUAUGAUUAGUCAAGUGAUAAAUGUGUUAAUAUUAACUACUUUUAGGUGAUGUUGUGCUUUGAUUUAGUUAAUGACCACAAUUGGUCUUAUAUUGUAUGGACAGUAGUAUUGAUAAGUGGUUUAACAGAUGUGGUCAAUACAAUCAAUGAGUUGUCAAUCAACUCCAAGAGUGAGUCUGAUAUAUGCCUUUGGAUCGAUGAAAAACAAGUCAAACAAUUCUUCAGCGGUUUUCCACUGAAGAUUUAUGCCAUUCUUGAUGGUAAUGUAUUGCCGUAUGUGUUAGACCCGAACCUAUCUCGCUAUUUACCGGUCAUACCAUAUGAAGUUAGUUCGGUAAAUCUGACCUGGAAAUCGGGAGAUAAUAAAAUGUAUUCAUAUGAUUUCGAUCAAUUGGUCUCAUAUAAUGAAGAAAUACUGAGUAAACCAAUCAUUUCAAUUGAACCCAAAGGAAAAGUACCGAAAAAGGCCAAAGUCUUCCAAGUUUUGAUACCAUGUGUUGGAAAUAUCACUGGAAUCGCAACCUUUAGUAUUGGCUUAAGAAUUAUAAAUACAGUUAACAAUGAAAAUCUUUUGGGAACUCCUCUCAGACUAAAACUACAAAAACAAUGUGCAGACAGAACACCUGAUCCUGAAUGUGAUAAGAAGUGUGGAAAUGGCAAAUGCAAUGCAAACAAGAUCUGCGAGUGUCCUACAGGAUUUUUGGGCAAAUUUUGUGAAUCUGCGCUUUGUUAUCCUCAAUGUAUGAAUGGUGGCACUUGUGUUGCACCGGGAAUGUGCUCUUGUGCUCAGGGAUUUCAAGGCUUCUAUUGUGAAGGAGGUAUAUGUCAUGAGAAGUGCUUGAAUGGCGGCAAAUGUAUUCAGAAAGACAUGUGUUGGUGUAGGAGAGGUUACUACGGGCCCCGAUGUGAAUACUCGAAAUGUGUUAUCCCCUGUCUUAAUGGUGGUCGAUGUGUUGGAGUCAACCGUUGUCGUUGUAGGAAAGGAUUCAUUGGUUCUCAAUGCGAAUCACUCAUUGAUGACAAUACAGAAGAGACUUCCAGUGAAAAGCCAAUCACAAAAAAGAAGUCACGAAAGAAAUUUGUGUGAAAACAAACCAUUAAUUUUUUAAUUUGAUAUUAAAGUCUGUGAUUUAUUGAUAUAUUAAUAACAUUUAAAUAUAAAAUACUAUAAAACUACUGUAUAUA